Molecule: messenger RNA, 1257 nt
Organism: Entamoeba invadens IP1
Lineage: Eukaryota; Evosea; Mastigamoebida; Endamoebidae
Exons: 1
Coding region: 1-1257 (418 amino acids)
Source: RefSeq, a predicted model, not a curated record
AUGAAGAAUAGCUUUUUAGAAGACAUCCAUAACGAAUUGACAGAACUCGAGUCUUCUGUGGGGACAUCUAAAACUCCACAAGUCAAUGAAAAAUCCACAGCAUCUAUAGAAUCGAUUCUAUCUGAUUUUGAUACCAUUGGGACUGUUGAUUUUACUGAUGACUUAUUUUCAAAGAACAAAGAAAGUCUUGCAAGUAGUCGAAAGGACGAAGUGAGUUUUUCUGAUCUAAUUAACGUGCAAAGUGACGCGACUGUUGUUCACUCGGAAGACGGUACAAAAGAAUUGACACAAUCGCCUCUUCUCUUGGAUAGCGAUACACAACCAACAACACCACAGCCUUUGCUCAAAUCACGUUUAAAAGAAGAGUCUGUCAUUAUUGACGACGAAAAGGUCCAAAGUGUUCUGAAUAUAUGGGACUCACUUGACAAUGACGUGGUCAAUAAGGAUCAAAGUGUCCCGUGGUACUUGCAACACGUUCAAUUUGUGAAAUAUGAGAAGAAACAAGAAAGCGUUUUAGACCGAAUUAAUGAACGAUUUGCAGACUUGAAUUCACAAGUCGACACCCUCUGGAAAUCACUUUCGCAACCCAAAAGUUUGAAACCAGAAACUCAAAUAAUCACCGCAAAGAGUCAACCCCAACUCGUUGAAACUACUGAACAUCACGAAAAGGUCGAAACUCGGAAAAUAGAAGACCCACUCGCAGAAGAAUCAACUGAAAAGGUCGAAGUACACACCCCAAGUGGUAUUAAUAUCUCAAGUAAACCAAAGUUUCAACCACCAAAGAGUCCACACGAAAUCACUGAAUAUCAAAAGAAGCUCACGGGCGAUGGGUACAUCUACUUGUUGUCUCAUCAACAACUCGAAGACCUCUUAGGAAAGAAAUUCUGUUUCCCAGGACUCAUCCUCCACGACAUCAUCUUAAGAUUCAUUCCGGAACAAGCCGAGUUCUUCUUAACUAAAGGAUCAAAGUCCGACUUCGACACAUUACCGGAAAAUAUGGACAACGGGUCAAACGUGUUUGUCUUUGCACUUUCAAGAAACUUCUAUGUCGUCUACAUCGAACAGUUUGAUGAGUAUUAUUUGGUCCCUAAUAACCCGAUCGUCAUCCAAAAUGCAAAUGUCAAAUAUAUUAAAUAUUGCGAACUCAAUAAAAUGGCUGCUUUGACAACGCAAUUGGACUCCGUCACUUCUUACCUUUCGAGCGUCGACAAGAAGAUGGGAGACUCUAUUUUGAAUUGGGCUAAAAGUUGGUUCUAG